Messenger RNA from Trichobilharzia regenti, 4602 nucleotides. Lineage: Eukaryota; Metazoa; Platyhelminthes; Trematoda; Strigeidida; Schistosomatidae. The record is from the annotation of a GenBank genome assembly.
AUGCGUAGAUCUGAGUCUGAUUUAAUGCUACCAAGUGGAAGUAUUCAAGAAUUCUAUGAUCACUGGGAUUGUUGUAAAUCAAUAAUUAAUGACAGUAAUAAUACUGUCCUGUCUAUUGCUAAAAUUGAAUCAGUCUUCAAUCAUGUUGGAAAAAUUAUACUUCUAGUAGUUGAUGAACACUUUUCAUGUAAAUCAGAACAAAAUACUGUCCUACAAGGUUCAUAUCUUGAAGCAGUACUACACAAUAAUAUAUUCCAAUCACUUCUUAUAUGGAUUGAAGCUAGUCCAACCUUGAAAGAUGAUAAAUCAUUAAGUACACGUGAUGUACUACGCAGAAAUCUUAUUAUUGCCUUUGAACAAUUAAUAACACAAUCCAGACAGAAUGUUCUGCUGCACAGACCAAUUUUACAACCAUUAUGUCAAUUAUUAUUCAAAUUAUCAUCACAAUUACGAUCAGGCUAUGAUCAAAUCUAUGGACGUUUAUUGCAUAGUGUCUGUGUUUUACUGUGUAGAAAUUAUCAAUUAUUAGAGUUUAGUAGACAGCUGUGCAAAGAAAUAUUCAAUCAACCCUAUAUGAUAUUUUCAUUACUUGUCCCAUUAGUACAUCGUAAUGAUACACUGGGUGAUUCAGCUAGAGAUUCAUUUCUGUUAAUAUUUGCUAUAUCUAAAAAAGACGAUCAACUUGGUCAAUAUUUAGCCUAUGAAUCUGAUAUAUGCCCGGUUCUAGCCACUGGUUUAAGUGGUCUUUAUUCAAGUUUACCAAAAAAACUGGUACCACGUUAUUCCGUGAAUUCAUACAAUAAUUAUGAUUACAAUAAUACUAGUACUAAUUACGCUUACAAUAACAAUGGUACUGUCUUUGAAUCUCCUGGUGGUCCUGUCUCUGUCACUACACCAGUUUUUAUCCAAUCAGAUUUACGAUACCCAUGUCUUUUAGAAUUACAGGUUGGCGGUGCUGAAUGGCAUCAACUGACAGAGAAGGAGAGUAAUCAUUCAAUCGAUCUGAGACGGUUUUUGCAUACACUGGAUUUUUGUAACCUUACAGUUAAAAUUGCGCAUCCACAUGUUCGUGAUCAAUUAUUGCAUUUUAUUCAUUCUGGAUUCUUGAUUCCAGUUUUAGGAUCUGCAUUACAUCAAAGUGCUAUGGAUGAAGUGAUCGCUGCGACUGCCUACUUGGAAUUAUUUUUACGUCGUUUAACUGAACCCCUAUUGAUAAGGCUAUUUCUCAAGUUUAUUAUCAUUGAGUCAUAUGACACCUAUCAUAUACUUACUUCAAUUAUGAAUCGAUUGAAUGCUAAUGCUGUGCUAAUUACUGAUAAAAGAUAUCGACUUGGAAUGGUCACAUUAUCGUUAUUUCGAACAAUAUUAAGCUUUCACUGUGAAGAUGUUAUGUAUGAAUUAAUAUUUAAACAUUUACUCACUCUAAAUUAUUUAGAUCCUGAAAAACAUGAUUCUUCAAAUAGUAAUAAUAAUCUGCAUAAAACCUCCUCGUUAACAUCAUCUACGCUAUCAUUGUCAAAUAAUGGGAAUAAUGGUGUUAGCGGGACACCACAACCACCACCACCACCAAAAUUAUGUUGGUCAACAUCACCAAGAUUGAAUUCAAUGUUGUCAACAUCAAUGACACGAAGUUCUACAGUGUCUAAUCAACAUCCUAGUGUUAGUGAAUUAAUUCCACAUCUUGUUAAAUCAGCUGAAGUAUUUCUAUCACUGGCUAAUACUUCAUCAACAAGUGCAUCAAUGUUGUCUUCAUCGAAUGAUAGAAUGUCAAGAUCUAAUCAUAAGCAUGAAUCAACAGGUUCAGAAAAAAACAAACAGCAGGAGCAGAAGAAGACGAAGAAGACAUCAAAUGUAUCCUAUUGUCCUAUUGAAAAGUUACGUAAUGACUCCAAGGAGAUUAUCUUCACUGGUACUAUUCCUAAUACAGAUCCCCUGACAGAUUUAAAUGCACAGAAUAUCAACAAAGAGAUGGAUCAGGCAACUGGUGAACAUUCAGCUAUAGACAGUGAUGAUGACACUGAUGACGCGGAUCACGAAGAUGGUGAUGAUGAUGACGACGACGACAAGUAUAAAACGCUAAAUAAAAAUGAAUGGGUCGUGAUACGUACUGCACAUCCUAUCCUAUUGACAGAUAAUUAUCCUGAAUUAUUAAAAUACAUAAAAAGUGCACAUUCACGUGUUUCACGUCGACGUCAAGCAUGUAAAUCAUGGUAUUCACAAUAUUGGCCAAAAACUACUGAAAUCAUAAAUCAUAUAAGUAGUAUGAGUAGUGUUGGUGGUAGUAGUAGCAGUAGUGGUAUGAAGUCCAGCAGUACACCUAUCAAAAUGACAACAGAUGAUGAAACCUUGGAAUUACAAGAAAAACAAGCUCAAAAUGAUUUAUAUCGAACAACAACAAUAAGUGGAUCAAUAAAAUCUAUAAAAAAUGAUUGUGUAACCCAAUGUUGUGUAAAAUUGAUUGAAGAACAUGAUCGAUGCUUGCGAAGUGAUACAGAGGCAGAAGAAGAUGGUGAUGGUGAUGGUGGGACAGCUGAAGGUGGUGGUGUUAGUGGUGCUGGUGUCUGUGAUUCAUCCUCUUCAUCUAUCCACCUUCAAUCAUUAUCACGUCAACAUGCUUCAUCAAUGUAUCAAUUGAAUUAUUUAAAUGAUUUUUCUGAUGAAGAGAAUUGUCAUGAUAGUGAUAAAAAUGACAAGGAUACAAGUGUACCGCCUUCAGAAGGUUUACCGACAACUGGAACUCGACAGUUGUCUCGUGUAGCCUCUACAGAGGUAUUUCAUCCCGUCCAAGGGGACGAUAAUAAUAAUAACGAAAUAGUUUCAUUAGAUGAGAAAUUGGAAAACGUCAAUGAAGAAAAAAGAGGACAACCGACGAAUAAGGAGAACGAGAAGAAGCCGAAGAGAAAGAAAACGAAAAAGAUAAAAAAGGCAGCGUGUCUUGUUUCGCCAAGAAUUUCCACACCACAUUCUCCAGGGAAUUCCACUCCCACGUGUACUUGUUUAUCAACCCUACCAGAUUUAUUAAGGUUAGCACAUUUAGAUCCAAGUAUACAAUUACAUAAGCAUAAUUCGAUUGGUGUUGCUAUGGAUACCGUUGCCUCUAGUAAUAAUAAUGAUGACGGUGAUGAUGAAAGAAAAGAAUAUGAAUUGGAGAAUUUUUUAGCCGCUUUAGAUUGUCUCCCGUCACCUGGACAUUGUCCCAAGCACUUUGGUCAUUUACCUCCAUUUAUAUCCUAUAGUAAAAUUGAUAAUGAAUUUUUUGUCAAGUUAGAUGAGUAUAUUAAAGAGUUUGAAGCAUCACAGUUGAUGAAUACUGAGGCAUCACUAAUGAUGAAUACAUCGUCAACUUUGACCGGUAAUAGUAAUAGUGAUAGUACAGCUUCUUCUGGCGUCGUCAAUAGCAAGAGCUUAACACAACAAAUGGAGGAAGGAAAGUCUUCAGCAGCAGAAUUAUCCAAUGAUCGGUUGUUAGAUUCGGUUCUGUUGGACAGAUCAGAGUCGAGACAAUCGAGUCAUAAGAUUAACAGUAACAGCAGUAGUACUUGUAGUGUUCGUGGUGGUGGAUUAACCGAUUUCCCGUCAACGCCCUCCCUGCAGUCAGCAAGACAUAAUUCGAAUUCUGUUGGUGUAGCCGGUGGUAUAGGUCCCUUUUUAUCUAUUCUAUUGAAUCGUUUGGCUAAUAUGCACAAUAAUUGCUUUUUUACUAAUCUCCUACUGACGGAUAUAUUUGCUGCAUUAGCUUCUUAUCCAUGUCCAUUAUUGUAUGAAUUUCUAUUGAAUCCAGUCGGAUUAAGUGUCAAACCGUCUGUCAAUACUCUGUAUAAGGUUCUUAGAUCAGUUAACAGUCAAAUUGUAGUUGCUUCAGAAUCUGUUGAACAAUGGAAGUCACUUGUAUUCCGUGCUCGUGUUUACUUGAAUAUUGUAUGGCCAGGUCCAUUUAAAAUGACAAUAGAUCCAAAUUUUUAUACAACACAUCGUGGUGGCGGUGUAUCUCAAGCCAGAGAUGCUACAUCUAAGUCUUCACAAAAUCAUUCAACAGAUUGUCAAUUACACAAAAAUUCUCUUCAACAUGUUAUCCCCUUAUCACCUGUUAUCUAUCCUACACCUUCAAUGGAUAACAUUAAUAUUAACAAUAGUAAAGCAGGCAGUAAUGAACGUUCACACCGUAGUGGUAGCGUUACAAGUAGUACUACCUCCAGUUUGAGUAAUAUCGGUUCACAUAUACGUCAUAGUAGUCGUAGUCGAAUUAAUCAACUCUUUGGAUUAACUAGUCGAAUUGCACUUAGUCCUGUAUUAAAACGUGCAUCAUUACAACAACAACAACCACGUUCAUCGCUUUUCUCAUCUGAUCAUCGUCAAAGCAAAUCGAAAGUUUAUAAUUCAGGAUCAGAAGAUGAAGGUGACGGUGAUGCUGAUAGCGUUGGCGAUCACAGUAAUCGUGAUGGAAGUCAUCUUAAAUUUCCCGGUAGUUCAGAUACUACUACUGAUAUCUCUAAUAAAACACGUAAUUUAGUUUAUGCUUCAAUUAUUUUUGAUGAAUUCUGUUAUGAACUUGCUUCUAUCUGUUAUGAGCAUAGUUUAAAUCCAUGUUUUCCGAAUAUCUGA